Molecule: messenger RNA, 7125 nt
Organism: Oenanthe melanoleuca
Lineage: Eukaryota; Metazoa; Chordata; Aves; Passeriformes; Muscicapidae
Gene: RSPH14
Product: radial spoke head 14 homolog
Exons: 7
Coding region: 378-1421 (347 amino acids)
Molecular function (GO): protein binding
Source: RefSeq, a predicted model, not a curated record
AAGUUGGUGACGCAGGCGUUGCUCGCUAUUCAUGAAGAGGCGCGUACGCGAAAAGCGGGCGCUGUGGCAACGGGGGCACGCGCGCGCCGCGGGCCGGCCGGCGCUGAGGGGAGGCAGGCGGGGGCUCGUGUUCAGAGAGAAUUAAACCAGAUUAAGAGAGUUCAGCAGAUGAACACACAUUAGUGCUGAUGAUGCUCGAUUCCAGCCUCUUUCCCAGCUUCCUGACAGUGUAUGUUUGCUAAAAGAGCUCCCUGGGGACACAGGGCACUGUUUAAAGUCAGUUGGUGUCUUUGUGGUACAAUAUCUGCCCAGUCACCAAGUACAGCCAUUUUAAAGUCUUUGUAGGGGAAGGGGAAUCUUUCUCAGGAACAUUAGGGAUGGCAACACCUCGUAUCUCAGCCUACCUCCCCCCUGACAUAGACCCCACCAAAGCUGCUCUGGCCUUUGGGAGGAGGGCCCUUCCUAAGCUGAAAGAGGAGCUGCAGUCUCCCGAGCUGCUGACACAGCAGCGGGCGCUGGCGGCUCUCUGCGAUCUGGUCCACGAUCCAGAAAAAGUCUACCAGGCAGUAGCAUUAGGAUUCUUGGGCAGUCUGAAGACUUUGCUGGUUCAUCAAGACCAAACUGUCAGGCAAAAAACAACAGAAGUUCUCUCUGUAAUGGCUUUGCACAGUAUUGGCAGGGAAGGGCUCAUACAAAGUGGAGUCAUUUCUGCCCUCACUGGGCUCCUGGAUGAUCCAGUAGAUAUCUGUCGGAAGAACACCCAUCAGACUUUUGACAUGUUGGCAAAAUUACCUGCAGGGGCUGGUGGUGUCCUGAGGGCUGGCUUGAUUCCCUCCCUGGUCCUGAAGUUGAAGACAGAGUUGGAUGAGAUCCAGGAGCUAAUCCUUGAUACACUCUCCAACUGCCUCCGUGUGGAGGUUUCUGAAGCCCUGGCAGCUGGUGCCCUUACUGUGCUGAAGGAAAAGCUCUCACACCCCUCUGCAGCCAUCAGGAGCAAAGCAGCCUGGGUGCUCUUGGAAAUCAGUUCUCAUGCUGAGGGGAAAGUCGCCGUGUGCAAAGAGGGGGUGAUUCCUGUGCUGGUGAGCCUGCUGGAGGACACCGAGCCCGAAGUUCAAGUUAACUCAACAGGAGCGCUGAUGUUUGCUAUUGUCACACCUCAGGGGAGAUCCUCAGCCAUGGGUGCUGAAGCCAUUCCGCCUUUACUGGCGCUGGUUGCUGAGGAAACCAGCAAAGCGCGUUUGAAUGCGAUCAAAACCCUCACGCUGCUGGCGGAGCUGCCGGAGGGCCGCGAGACGCUGCUGGGUCACAGGGACGCGUUCCAGCGGUGUCUGCUCCACCGCAGCGAGGCCGUGCAGAGAGCUGCCGAAAUCGCCAUCGCCGUCAUCGACUGGAAACCCUCCUGCAGCCGCGAUCUUUCCUAGAGAUCUAUUGCCCUCUGUUGUUGUCUGCCUGUAAAAGGUACAUGCUUAUAUGAGACUUUCAACACCAGAAGUCUCUUUCUCACUUACUCUGGGUCGGUUUCUCCUGGAAAGUCAUUUGGCAACAUCUCUAUUGCAGGUUACAAGCAGAAAAAUGGAGAAGAAAUGUUAAGUGUGGAGUUCUCCACUAGGAGUUAUAGCCCAAGUUACCAAGAUUUUCCUAUGAUACAACACAACAAUCCUUUUUGGUUUUGUUUUCUUCAUAAUGUUCUCUCCUUUUUUUUUUUUUUUUUUUUUUUUUUUUUGAAAGCUCAGCCUAUUAAACACUAAUCAAUAAUUAAUUAUAUUAGAAAGAUUCACAAUCAACCCCUCCAGCAGUCUUGCCUGCACUGACAAAUUGAUCUAACAUCAAGAAUUUACAUGAAUUUUUCUGAAAAUAUUUUUUGAACAUGGGAUUAAGACCAAAGUCAGAAAGCCUUUACUAGGGUAUCCCUUGGUAAAGCCGUGUUGGGGCCUCUCCAAUUCCAAUUCCUAAUUGGAAUUGCUUAUAAUAGGGAAUAAAAGCACCUCAGGGUUUGAGCUGAAGGGCAGUGGAAGUGGUGGGAAGUUUCAGUAGCAUUUUAUUCUCUGGGAGUUCAAGGCUGUUGUUACAGACAUGUUGCAAACUUCUGUCUGCAGUUACAAGAGUGCAAUUUAAGAGGCUUCAGUAGGAGGCCUGGGCAGAGAAAAUACCUAAAUGAGCAGGACAGCCCUGGCCAUUGUCAGCCACCAAGGAAGAUGUGACAGAGCAGCUGGAGCAGCUUCACAGCAAGUCCCAUUUGUUUUCACUUGUGUUUUGUUCCCACAUAGGAACUUUAUACCCAGAGUUGUAGCUACAAAGAAGCUGCAUCAGCUCUAUAAAAGGGGUUAUUUGUCAGGGCUGCUUUUCCAUUCAAACCCACAGUCACACUGCAAACUGCAUUUCCCUUAUACACACUAUAAACUCUUCCUGUAGGAGUGAUUACAGUUAAAAUGUUUCUCUUCCAUAAUGUAACCGAAGGGUGAAUUUCCUCUCCUAUAAAGAUGUGAUUUAAGAGUAUUGAGUCAGUUGGAUUCAUUCCCUCCAGGCAGGAUCUUGGAGGAACUCUGCCUUUUAAACACAUAAGGCACUCAUACAAGAUACAUAUUGAUGCCAGAGUGCAUCCAGCUCAGUAAGAGCAGCCAGGCUGCUUUAAUAACAUGCUAAAGGAGUAAAGCAGCACAGUGUAGGCUCAGCUGCUCUUACAGGACUGCAGGCAAAUCUGGUAACAAUCAUUAUUUUACCCAGGUCCAACCUUGGCACAGCCUUCCCUGAUAAUUCAGGUAUCACCUUUCAGUGAGCUCCCAAAAUAAUUAGCUGGUUCAGAUGCAGAAAUAAGACCAUCCACACUGAACUGCUCUGAUGAGAAGAAACUGACUUGGACCUUACGUACUGCAUUCCAAGUAUCUACCUUAUCAAUGCUUUAAAGACAAUAUAAACUGUUCCCCAAAAUCCUCUACAUUGAUCAGUGUUCUCAGCUUACACACACACUACAGAAAAGGAGCAAAGCCUCAGGUGAACUCUGAGAUAUGGACACUACUGGGGGCCUCCCACAUGUCAGCUUUUGUCUCAGCAAUUCUUUGGCACUGUUACACCUGACAACAUGAAACCAUCACACUCCAAAGACGACAGGAAUUCCCUUGGGCUGUACUGACCAUAUGCUGCCUCUGCAAAUGCCAGAAUUUAAAGUCUGCAUACAGAAAGCCAUGAACCACUGUUAUUUGGGGUUUUAUAUUUACAAAGCUGCAUUAUUGACAAAAAGGUUGCAGAUAUAAUAAUCAAAAGUCCCAUGCUGUGCUAAGGGCUAAUUCCCUGCUUUGGGAUGAGAGACAAGAGUCCCCAUUUCAUGAGGCUGGGAAUUAAUUAGCACUGUAGGUGUCAAUAAAACAAUUGGCUGGAUCAAAGGAACAGCUGAUGAACACUUUCCCUGGACUGACUUAGCUUUCAGUCAGGAAUACUCCAUAAUAAAGCUGCCACAGACUUGGUCACAAAAAAGCUGAAGGUCUUUCCAAAUCACUUCAUACACAUUAUAAAUAUUUAAAUUAACAUCUCAGGAUGUGGCACCUCACACCCUAAUUAAACUCACAAAGGAAAUGCUGUGUGUGCAGCAAGUCUCUGGUUUUAGCACUGUGCCCUCCCCAGUGCUCUGUGCUCCAAUGGCUUUAGCACCAAGGCAGAUUUUUAACAUCAAUGAAAUCAAUUUGCCUUUUUAGCUUGAAGCCAACAAUUAUUAAGGCCCAGAUAUAAUUAAUGUAGUCCCAGGUCAAUACUGGAAUUAAUGCAGUUAAACUCUACACAGAUUGAGUUUUCAAACCAGUUGCCCAGCAAUCCUCAGCAGCACCAGAAGGCAAGACAGCUGCAUCCAUGGGAAACAAGACUUCCCUGUGGAGUCUUGUGUCCCACCCAGGCAGAGGUCACAUUGAAUUUUUUCUAACAGUUUCCAGAAGGUUAAGAAUGUUAUGGCUUUUUGUUCUUGCAACUACAGACUCAUUUCCCCUGUCCCUAUGUGCUUUCAGAAGGCUGAGGAGUAGAAACCAUUCUGUCCUGCUCUGGAAAAUGGCAGGUUUUAAUUCCAUCUCUUCUUGUUUCAAAGCAGGGAGUAUACUAACUUCCCACCACUACAUUUUCUAUUUAAAAAUAAAAAUCAUAUAGUGAGAGAUUUGUUAAAGGACAAGAUAAUCUGGGAAAGUCAGAUUUGGCUAAUGACAUUAAACUAGAAGGGCAGAGACAGCUACACACAAAGCUAAUAUGCUCAAAGCACAGGACCUAUUUUUAACAAGACAAAGUUGAAUUUGAAUGAAUAAAACCCAUUUUAACAAUUUGUUUUAGCGUACCUUGCAUAUAAACUACAUUUUAAAAGUUAUAGGAUCCAAUACUGUAAACAAUAAUACUGCACAGAGUGACAAAAAACUCACACCUCAGCUUAAAGCUCUUCAGGUACCUUCAGAAAAGCAGGGGAGGUGCUGACCCAGGCAAGCACAGCUGCUCUGGCCUCAACUCUGCCAGGUGAGGAGAGGGUGGGCUCAGGAACUCAAGGGGAAUUAUUCUUUCUCACAGCUGCCCAUGAUAGAUGGCAAGAAGGAAUGUUCCUCAGGAGGCACAAAGAAGAAACCUAUUUUAUUAAUAAUAAGGAUGAUAACUUGAGGCACUGCUUACACUGUCUUGCAUCAGAACAACUGGUAGAAACUGGAGUGAGUGAAGUUUUGCUCUGUCCUUUAGGUUUUCCAGCACAGGCCUACAGUACACACUCCAUGUGAAAAUGCCACAACUCUCCAAAUAAAACCACGGGCUUUUUGCAUUUCUCCUCUCUUUAAGCAGUGUACUGCCUGCUGUUGUUAAAUCUGGGACUACAGAUUCUCAGUUUAGCACAAGGGAAGGGCUCUGAUUGCUGCUCCCUUCCUUCUCUGUGGGUUCUCUGCUCCCCCAGAGACCACUGUGCAGGGCACAGACACUUGCACUGGCACAUAAGACUAUUAAACAAGUUAAAGCAGCCAGCAGCUUUCCUGAGAGCAGCUUUGCUGUUCCCCACAGCCUCUGCCCAAACCCUUUUCUGUGCAGUCUGUCCCCAGAAAUGUCAGCUCUGAAGUCCUCUGACUCAACACUUCAAACCAAUGAGCUCAAGUACCCCUCAAAUACAAAGGCUGACAAUACACAGAUUUAUUGUUUACCUUUGCUCCUCAUUUUUAUGCUGGCUUUUACUUUAUAGGAGCACUCCUGGUUUUACCAAUACAGGAAGGUCAGGGAAUUGAGUCCCCUGGCAAUUCCAGCUGGGCUCCAAUCACCACAAUUUCCUUCACCUGAGGGGCUCAGCCUUAUGCCAUGGCCUCAUUCACCAUGACCAGACAGUCUGCUGAAAACCAAACCAUGGCUGCUGCAGAUUUAUUCCAAGCCAAGUCACAGACCUUCCCUCCCCUAGCAUUUCAGUGCAUGAGGUUUUUCAAUAAUGAAAAAGGAAUGAAUCCAAAUUUUGAGUUCUAAGAACGGUAUGUUCUCAUCAUCAUUACUAAACAUUUGUGAGAUACUUGGGUACAUUUUUGUGGGUGAUACAGACUAAUUAAAUGAACAGUGAUUACCCCUUUUCAGGAUUUUUCCUAAGAAAUAUGCAACAUUUCUUAUAUGGAAGAUUUUGUUUAGUGUGUGUUCUUUACAGAGCAGUGUCACAAUUUGCUAAUAGUGCUACUAAGUGCAUAUUUUAUUUUAAUUUAAUUUAUUAAAAUAAUUUUGUAUAUCUAAAGUCCACUAAAAUAAGCUUUAACCAUGCAUCUCACCUGGCAGGGUAAGCUGGGAUGCCUCAAGACCCCCUGAAACAGAGCUGUGUUAUGCUGCACAUGCCAUGCAGGUACUCUGUGCUGUGAGCCAGAUUUAUCUGGAGUCUCACCACUAACCAGAAGUAUUUCAAAUGUAUAGUCAGACACAGGGGAAAAGGGGAAUGAUCACAGUUCCCAUCUCUCUGACAAUGCCCAGAAGAGUGUAAGCUACUGCUUUUAUCUGAGUGUCCUCAACAACAGGGCAUGGAUAGAGCACCCCUGAAAACUGAAGAAAAGUUUUUUUCAUCCUUAAAGUUGUGAAUGCAAUAGCUACCAACCUCAGUUGGCAUUUAAUGUUAGCUAAACAUUACAAUUUUAUCAACUGUUCACAAUAUAAAGCAAUUUUUCUUUGAAGUUCUACAAAAUUACCAGAGCCAAGAGUAGUUGUCAAACUUUAUAUAAACAUUUGAGUUCUUCCCUCCACAACAUCCACCUUCAGACCAGACAGACCAGACUGAAAUCAGGUUGCUGAGGACAUACAGUGAAUAUCCCUGGGAAACUGUGGGUUAGAUUUUCAAAACUCUGUAGUUCUGAGGGGGAAAAUCAUGUAAUGAUGCCUGAUUAACCAGGAGGUCAUCCAAAGGCUGCUCAGACUGCCAGGAAAUCACUUGUGUUUUUUGUCUUUAUCCAAAUAGCUUGUUUUUCAUCCAUUACUAUUACCCAGAGCAAAAACCUAGACACCAAAUUAAGUUUCUCUGUCUUCCAUUGUAUUGCAUAAAAAUCCCAUCACUUUGUAGACACCAAAUGCUUUAAAAUAUAAAAUUCCUUUAAUACAUACAAGUCUUUAUAGCUCAUUAAAUGCAAUUAAUUCCAUGGUCUUUAAAAUACUCUAUCACUGUGUUAAGGUUUGCACUGGUAUUUCUGAAGUAUUGACUUGAUCUGGCCUAUGCAAAGGACCCUGCAGGGAUUAUGCUGAAUAGCAUCAAUUCUACUGAAGAGCAGCAAUUCUGCUGGAAUCCAGAGAAUUCAGGGUUAGAUCCAAAUGAAGCAAAGAUCCUGCCAGGAGAUUAGGGGGUGCUGAAAGCCCAGGAGGCAGAGCAGGGAGCUGUGGCACGUGCAGGGGUUGCUCUGCCCUCCCCUUCAGCUGCCAGCGCUGCCAGCACUGUGGCAGAGCCUCGGGAAUGCUCUGGGACAGCACAGUGCCACCAAAAAGUGCAAAAAGGAGCAGGAAUGGUGGCACUGCCUGCCUGAGCAACCAGCAUCUUUUCCUACACUUGACUCCCCAGGAAGCUGAAUGAGAUGAAAAGAGGAUCUAUUGCUUUUUGCUUUGAAGUGUUAAAUCUGUGUUUUCCUGUGUCCCCAGCUGGUACCAAACUUACCGAGUGGAGACAAUCAGCCUGGU